AUGCACAACCCCAGUAUGAUGAGGCAGUUGUGUGACAAAGGUCGCUUCGGCCGCAGGCCCUCGUCGGAAGCCGCUUGGGAGGCCACGGCGUCAUGGUCCGAAGCCAUCCUAGAUAAUGGGCAGUGCCGGUUGUUCGAAACGACUGGUGGCUGGUGGGAGAUAAGAGGAGCCGUGACUAAUGUGAAGAUGACGGAUGAUUGCGGCGCAACGGGAGAUAGGCGCUCGUUUGUGAGGGUCGGCGUCCUGCAAGGGGCACCGAGCCCACUCGAGAGCGCGUGUUGUGGCCGAGAGCGGCGCGAGAAGCUCAAA
This is a messenger RNA of Iphiclides podalirius (scarce swallowtail), 309 nucleotides long. NCBI's taxonomy places the organism in Eukaryota, Metazoa, Arthropoda, Insecta, Lepidoptera, Papilionidae. The record is from the annotation of a GenBank genome assembly.